Molecule: messenger RNA, 504 nt
Organism: Striga asiatica
Lineage: Eukaryota; Viridiplantae; Streptophyta; Magnoliopsida; Lamiales; Orobanchaceae
Source: the annotation of a GenBank genome assembly
AUGAUAUUUACCGUUACGGAGGCUGAGAAAACACCUCCUCCUAAUCUUCCUCCUCCGACCGCUGGCCGUGAAAAAGAUCCGAUUUUUAAGGCUCAGCCACACCACUUUUCUCAACUUUCUGGCGGACCAGAGCCUGACCCAAAUUACCCUUUUGGCCCUCAACAGAGCUUUGAUUAUCCUCUGGGACACACUCUAAGAGCUGCCGCUUUUCCAACCCAAUAUCGCUUCUCAACAGGGCUGUGGGCCCACCAUAAGCAAAGCUCACCGCCAUUUGGGAGCUUCUAUUCUAUGCGUACAUGUAUAGCUUUAGAGAGAGAAAAUGGGGAAGGGCUUUUUUCUAUAGAGAGAACGACAGAGAGAGAAAGAGAGUUCAAAUCACCGCCGAGCAAAUCCGACAUCGAUAGUUUGGAGGCUGAAAUUUGGCAUCCCACGAAGAAAUUCUUCGACGCGAUGAGGUCGGCUAAUUCCGGCAAGCACAACAAGUUACCGGCCAAAUUCGAUUAA